Podarcis muralis (Common wall lizard) is the source of this 3291-nucleotide messenger RNA. RefSeq lists its product as uncharacterized. NCBI's taxonomy places the organism in Eukaryota, Metazoa, Chordata, Lepidosauria, Squamata, Lacertidae. Gene Ontology annotation, molecular function: monocarboxylic acid transmembrane transporter activity. The record is from RefSeq and is a predicted model, not a curated record. Gene Ontology annotation, biological process: transmembrane transport.
UUGGAAUGGAGGCGGGGCCUAGGCGCCCUUCGGCUGCUGGGAUGCUAACAGUGGACUAGAAAGGAUGAGAGAAAAUGUUGGAUGAGACAUCCGCUAACUUUCUCCCACCUUUCGCGAAAUUGCGGUGCGGUGUCCGCUCCCGUUUAGCUCCGUCCAUAGAAGGUCUCUGUUUUCCAUCAUGAGCAUAUUGCAGAGAUUUCAGUCUGUGGUACUGUUUGUUAGACAUGGCCUGAGGCGACAGAGAACUCUGGCUGAGAUCAAUGCAGAUGCUUCUUUUGUACACCCCCCUCCUGAUGGGGGCUGGGGCUGGGUUGUGGUGUUGGCAGCAGCCAUCCAUUCCUUGUUUAUCAGUGGCCUCCACAGUGCUUUUGGCGUUUAUAUGAUGCCCCUUCUUACAACCUUCAAGGCAAGCAACUCACAGAUAGCCUGGAUCGGAUCCAUCAGCUAUGCUUUCAUUAUGAUAUUUGGUCCUGUAUCUGGAAAACUUCUGGUGAAAUAUGGAGCCAUCAAAGUGGCAAUAAUUGGAGCAAUGGUUGUCAUGAUUGGUCUAAUAUGUUCUUCCUAUACCUAUGAUUUGCGUUUACUAUUUUUCACUCACGGAAUCAUUGUUGGCGUGGGAUCAAGCCUGGGCACCACUCCAGGCCUGAUAAUGGUCAGCCUUUACUUUACUCAAAAGCGCUCAUUUGCAACUGGAAUAGUGAUGGCAGGAGGGUGCGCAGGAACUUUUGUGCAAAAUAAACUUCACGAGUACUUAAUUCAGACACUUGGAUGGAGACGUAGUCUACGUGUAUACAGUGGAAUUCUAAUAAUAUGCAUCAUUGCGGGAUUUGCAUAUCAACCUCUUCAAAAACAUAGAGCUCAUCCAAGUGUAGUCGAAAAGUUUAAAACCUCCCCACUAAGAGGUUUUAUUGUUGAUUUAAGUUUGUGGAAAGAUCGUAUCUUUGAAGUUUGGGUCUGUUCUCUUGGAUUAGCCAAAUUUGGAUUCUUCAUACCAUUUGUGCAUAUGAUUAAACUUGCUGGUGACCUGGGCAUUCCACUGGAGAAAGCAUCCUACAUUAUGGUAGCCAUUGGAGUGAGCAGCAUGGUUAGCUCUCUUCUAUUUGGAAAACUCUGUGAUAUUGAACGAAUCGAUCGGCUGUAUCUUAACCAAGUGUCCAUAUUGUCCGUUGGUGUGGUAUAUUUUAUCAUUCCUCACUGUACAAACUUUCCCUCCCUAAUAGCAGCUUGCUCUGUUUUGGGAUUUGUUGAUGCAGGAAACUAUGUUCUCUUACCUGUCCUUACAUUUGAUUUGAUGGGGCCCGAGAAAAUGCCAGUUGCAUGGGGAUUUCUCAUGGUUGUCAAUGCAAGCAGUUGUUUUGGUGCACCCUUUGCAGGUGCAAUGUAUGACUUGUUCGGCAACUACAACAUUGGCUUUGUAGUAACGGGAAUUUGUAAUAUUGCUGCAGCUAGCAUCCUUGCUUUCAUUCCAUGGCUGCAAAGAGAAACAACACAGUCAUCGAAAAACUAUCUUAAUGCUUCUGUAUGUGUGAUAACAAACACCAUAGUUCCUUGGCAAUCACCCACUCCUUCGUUAGGGAGUCUAACUUCCUCCUACACAAAAACACUUUAUGCUGGUGAUGAAACUCAAUCUUUUCAUUCAAAAAGAUUUACCAGUAGUAUUAAAUCAUUCAGUGUGAAAUCGUUAAAAAGCAUAAUGAAGUCAGAUGCAACAGGGCCUUUGACAAAAGCAGAACCAAAAUCUUCCACUGGGACAUUGGAGAUUGACUCACAAGAACAGGUUGAAAGAAAAACAGAUUUGAUGCCAAUGCAAGAGCUAAGCACACCAGAAACAUCAUUUAAAAGUGAAAGUGGAUUGAUAAAACAUCCAGAAUACAUUUCCUACAAAAAAGAAGACAUGUUGGCUUUUCUAAACACAUAUGAGGCUGAUGAGGAAGAGAAAUUUGUAAGUGAAAUUGAUUUGAGGCCAAAAAAGGAACUAACCGUGUCAGAUGCAGAAACUUUUGAAUCUACAAAACAGUCAGAACACAUUCCCCAUAAAAGAGAAGACGUAGUGGCUUUCGUCAAUGAAUAUGAUGGUGAAGAAGAAGAAGAGAAACUUGAUACCACAAAAGAGUUGAAGCCGAAACUGGUUUGGGUGCUGCCCACAUCAGAUGCAGAAAUGUCAGGAGAGCGCAAAGUGGCUUUUGCAGAUGACCAUUAUGAUGACGAACAUGUGGACUUUGAUAGUGUAACUAACUUGAGGCCAGUGCAGGUGCUAACCGUAUCAGAUGCAGAAACUCCAGAAUCUACAAAACCAGCCGAGCGCAGAGUGGCUUUUGCAGAUGACCAACCUGAAGACAAAGGAGAGCAUCUUGAGGGCAGAGCUGAUACGAGGCCAGUGCAGGAGAUACCAGUAUCAGAUGCAGAAACUUUGGCAUCAUUCAAACAAGCAGAGCGCAGAGUGGCUUUUGCAGAUGACUAUGAUGAUGCUGAAGGUGCACAUAGUGGGAGCUUAGCUGACUUGAGGCCAAGGCAAGUGCUAUCCAUAUCGGAUGCAGAAACUUUGGGAUCUUUCAGACCAACAGAGCGCAGAGUGGCUUUUGCAGAUGACUAUGAUGAUGCUGAAGGUGCACAUAGUGGGAGCUUAACUGACUUGAGGCCAAGGCAAGUGCUAUCCAUAUCGGAUGCAGAAACUUUGGGAUCUGUCAGACCAACAGAGCGCAGAGUGUCUUUUGCAGAUGACCAACCUCAGAAUAAAGGAGAGCAUCCUGAGAGCAGAGCUGAUGCCAAGAGUUCAGGAUCUACACAUCCGACAGGAUACCCUCCCCUAAUAAGAGGAAUGGCUUUCCUAGAGAACUCUGAAGGUGAUGAAGAGCCCAGCCAAUUUGAAACCAACGAAAACCCCCUUUAGAAGUGAAACUUCAACACAUGUAAUACAGGCACAGCAAAUGCCUUCGACUUCCCAUGGAAAAGAAGAGGGUAUGGCAUUUGCCAGUGGUGAUGAUGAUGAUGAUGGUGAACAAGCACCACAACAGAAAUGAUCAGAGUGCAGCAGCAAUGUUAAUAAUACUGGAUCAGUUACAAAUCUGUCUGUCUGGCCCGUCAAGGGUACAUUACAUAGUACCCUUGCUUGAUGUCUGAGUAGUAUUCACAAAACAUUAUUUACUAAAAAGCACUUCUCUUAGCUGUAUAUUAUUUUUGUAACUUAGAUGUAGAAACAAUUAGUAAUUGACUAGAUUUCUAGUGUGGUUGAAAAGUUUUUGACAAUUGCUUUUUAAAAAUAAAAUAAAGCUCCUCAAUUGUUUUUCUUUA